Messenger RNA from Paramisgurnus dabryanus, 713 nucleotides. RefSeq names its product leukocyte cell-derived chemotaxin-2-like. NCBI's taxonomy places the organism in Eukaryota, Metazoa, Chordata, Actinopteri, Cypriniformes, Cobitidae. The record is from RefSeq and is a predicted model, not a curated record.
UGAACAUACAGUAUAAAACACUCAAUUCAGUGACCAAAAACACACAGAAGAAAGACACCGAAGGCAGAGACAUUUUUUGAAAGCACAUAACAAUGAGACUCUACAUUCUUUAUGCUGUUCUGGUUUUAGCUGUGCUUCAGUACAGCCGAAGUGCUGGUGCCACUAAAGUGAAAUUUGGCACCAUCUGUAGUGGCAACCCAAGUAACCAAAGAAGAAGAUGUGAUGAUUAUGGCUGUGGAGCCUUUGGGGCCAGUCGGAAGGGAAAAGAUGGUGUCAAACGAGAACAUGCUGGUCUUGACAUUGUGUGUAAAGAUGGAUCUACGAUUUUUGCACCAUUUGAUGUGACGCUGAGUGGCAAAGCUGUUCCGUACAGAAUAAACAAUGCUAUCAAUGAUGGCAUAACCCUGAAAGGAGAAGGUCUGUGCUUCAAGCUCUUCUACGUUAAGCCAGACCGUUACUCUGGCGCUACUCUGAAGAAGGGAAAGAAGAUUGGAAUUCUGCUCCCAAUGCAAAAGGUUUACCCUAAAAUCACAUCCCAUGUUCAUGUGCAGAUGUGUGACAAAUCUGAUCCCACCAAAUACUUCUAAUAUCCUGGAGCUGAAGAAGACCUGCAAUUACUCAAGGUCUCUCUGAGGCCUUUUUUAUUAAAUUAAAGGAAUAAAUAAAUAAAUAUUAAGCAUUACUUUUGCUAACAAUUCACUAUAUAUAAUUGC